This is a messenger RNA of Colletotrichum scovillei, 465 nucleotides long. RefSeq lists its product as uncharacterized. The transcript has a single exon. The record is from RefSeq and is a predicted model, not a curated record. Bases 1 to 465 code for a protein of 154 amino acids. Lineage: Eukaryota; Fungi; Ascomycota; Sordariomycetes; Glomerellales; Glomerellaceae.
AUGUCAGUCGAAGACUUAGAUGGAAGGACCGUCUUGGCCUCAGUUACGGAAACAAUCAAUGCCCCGGCCAACGAAAUUUGGCCGUUUCUGUCGGCGAUCGGAGCCGAGAGGAUCCUGAUCCCGGGCUGCACCCGAUCCGCCGUGCUGGAAGGAUACGGCCACGGCGCCGUCCGUCGCGUCUACUUUGGCGAAGUCUAUUUUGACGAGCGAAUACUCGUGUGCGACCACACUAGCUUCAAGUUGCAGUACGAAGUGCUUGAGCCGAGCUCGAGUCCGGCAACGGAAGUCCUUGCGGCCGCGCAACUUCAUCCUUCCAGCCCAGAAGAGACUAUCGUCACCUGGGUAUCUGGGGCUAAGAUAGUGGAGCAGCAGCAUGAAAAUAGCGUUAAGCAACAGGCUGUGGCAUUUUGUCAAGGCCAGAUCGCAUCGCUGAGGAGGUUGACUCAGGCUGCAAAGGCUUCCUAG